AGCGCGCAAGCCACAGCUCUUUGUCGUGCCCCUGGGUCUGCAGGCGGUUUCAGAGAGUGAACUCAGCUUUGAACGAGCAGGAGGUCUGCAUAGUCGCCUGACUCGUCUUAACUUCUGGUGCUCUUGUGAAGUUGGAAGUCGACCGGUUUCAGCUUGCGUGCCAAACAUUAUACAAAGAUGUCAUAUAUUCAACUGUUAGCUUUGUUUGGAGCUCUGGUGCUCACUUCGAGAGCGCAAACUGUUGACCCUCUCGUUGGACCUCCUGGCGAAAAAGGGGAUAAAGGAGACAGUGGUUCUCAGGGACCGGCUGGACCCCCUGGACCCCCUGGAGUUGGUGGUGAUGGAUUUAUAGGCGGCGAUGGAAAAGGACCUGUUGGUGGCGGAGUUGGCGCUCCUGGACCUAUGGGACCACCCGGACCUCCAGGACCUAGAGGACAAACUGGCAGAGCAGGCGACCCCGGCAGACAAGGUGCUCUUGGACCACAAGGAACACCUGGACCCCCUGGACUUACAGGAGUAGUCGGACCUCCAGGUCCAGCAGGAAAACCUGGAACUUUGGGACAAACCGGUGAAGCUGGACCACCCGGCCCUCCUGGAUCAUCAGGACAGAAGGGUCCCCCAGGACGUGAAGGCUUGCCUGGACCUGCUGGCCAGAAAGGACCAAUGGGAGCACGUGGUGUUGAUGGAGUACCUGGAACGCCUGGAAUGGAUGGAACUAAAGGACAACGGGGAGAAACUGGACCACAGGGACCACCAGGCCAACCUGGUGCACCGGGAGCGAGAGGUGAAACCGGCCGAAACGGACAAACAGGAUCUCCAGGAGCAAAUGGAAAGGAUGGACCUCGUGGACCCCAGGGUAUGCCUGGCCCACAAGGAGGUCGUGGCGCGCCCGGACCAAUGGGUUUACAAGGAUUGAAGGGAGAUCGAGGUGCAACUGGCGUGGCAGGAGCGAGAGGAGAAGUUGGACCUUCUGGUAACAAGGGGUCAGAUGGAUCGCAAGGAAGAGAUGGAAAAGAUGGAAACCCUGGAAGUUCUGGUUCAUCUGGUGAGCCGGGACGUAUGGGACCACCUGGAUCUCGUGGCGUAACCGGGCAAACCGGAGCUGUGGGAGCAAGAGGACCUAUUGGUCAACCUGGUACUGAUGGUGAACGCGGAGAACGUGGUUAUCCUGGCGUGAUGGGAGCAAAAGGUUCACAAGGCGGUCCUGGUAUAAAUGGUGCUGUUGGUCCGCCAGGACCUGCUGGACCAGCUGGCGAGAGAGGACGACAAGGCAAACGUGGUUUCACUGGAGCAACAGGUGAACAAGGUCCAGUUGGUCCCAAGGGUCCAGCUGGCAACCCUGGUAGAGAUGGAGUGAAUGGUGGUCAAGGACCAAAGGGCUCUAAAGGUGAUCGUGGUGAAAUUGGAUUGACGGGAGGAAGAGGCAACCCUGGAAGAAACGCACAAGACGGCAAGCCUGGUGUAAACGGACAAAGAGGAGUACCUGGUCGGGACGGACUUAGUGGUAAAGAUGGUCAACCUGGACGAGAUGGAACACCCGGCCAAGAUGGCGGCCCUGGCGCUCGUGGAAUCGCCGGACUUCCUGGUCCAGCUGGACCAAUUGGAGCACCUGGACCUGCUGGACAGAAGGGAGACCAAGGACCCGCAGGUCCACAGGGACCCCAAGGAUCUCCUGGAAAUCGCGGAGCACCGGGUCCGGCUGGUUCUGACGGUUCUGGUGGAAUCAAGGGAGAACGUGGCAUCAGAGGUCCUGCUGGUUCAUCUGGUGUUCCUGGCCGCGAUGGUGCUGUGGGAUUAGAUGGCGCUACAGGUAAUGAUGGAGCAAAGGGAGCCAAGGGAGAACCGGGCAGUGACGGUGAUGAUGGUGUAAAUGGUGCACCGGGUGAGAAGGGCGAUCGAGGACAACCUGGUCUUCAGGGAAGAAGAGGUACCGACGGAAAUAAGGGGGAGAGAGGUCAACCUGGAUUCCGUGGUGAUGAUGGCACUAAAGGAAACACUGGAGACAGAGGAUUUACCGGACCACCUGGACGGCCAGGAACAGCAGGAUCCCCAGGAAACAAAGGAGACCAAGGUGGUCCAGGCCCAGAAGGAGGGUCAGGAGCACCUGGAGUUCCAGGAAAUAACGGUGAAGAUGGACUUCCAGGCAACCAAGGAGCAAAAGGUGAACCAGGACCUACAGGACCUAAGGGAGAACCAGGUGUAGAGGGAGCGGAAGGUAAGCCUGGUCAACAAGGUAACCCAGGGAAAGUUGGACCAGACGGUGGUGAUGGACCACAGGGACCUGCCGGACCACAGGGACCACCCGGACCUCCAGGACCAAGCGGUCCACAAGGUGUGCCAGGUGACUUAGGACCUCCAGGCACUGAAGGAUCGAAAGGAGAGGAGGGAGGACGAGGCCCACCAGGAAGUGACGGCUCAGGGGGACAAAAUGGAGUGGAUGGACCCCCUGGUGAAAAAGGCGCUAAAGGAGGACAGGGUCCACCUGGUGCACGAGGUCAAGCAGGUGGUCCAGGUCCCAGAGGAAUAGUGGGACCACCAGGACCUUCAGGAAAAGAGGGUGACCGUGGAGCAGCUGGAGACCCUGGGGAUCGUGGUGGUGAUGGACCUCCUGGACCAAUAGGAGCUCAAGGACCACCCGGUAACAACGGACAUGAUGGCACUCCUGGCAACGACGGACGUGAUGGUGACCCGGGUCAGAAAGGAGCUCCAGGUCCAGCUGGAAUGAUGGGACCUCCUGGACCACAGGGAGUGCAAGGCAUACGAGGUGUAAAGGGACCAGCAGGAGAGAGAGGAACCCCGGGCCCAAUGGGACGAGCCGGAAAGAAUGGACAAGACGGAGGACGAGGACCACCCGGAUCCCAAGGAGCUACUGGCAUUCCAGGAAAUCGAGGAGAUGACGGCCAAGCUGGAUCUGACGGAAAGGCUGGACCUCCAGGACCUGCUGGAGAGAGAGGAGACCGUGGAGCUCCAGGUGAUCAAGGACCACCAGGACCUGCUGGUCCUGUGGGGCCGACUGGAGUGCCCGGCCCAGCUGGUACACAAGGAUCGACUGGUCCACCAGGAGCCUCAGGCAGACAGGGACAGAAGGGAACUCGGGGUGCAUCAGGAUCUGAUGGAUCGGCUGGAAGAGUUGGUGAUCGUGGAGAACCUGGUACUGCUGGUGCAGACGGACGGGCAGGAGACAAAGGUUUCCCAGGUGAAACCGGACCACCAGGACCUCCAGGUUCAGCAGGACCCAUUGGACCAACGGGACGGGACGGAAGUCGUGGAGACCGUGGAGAACGCGGACCACAGGGAGAACGCGGAGCACCAGGAGAGCCAGGACAGACUGGAGCACAAGGCGUUGCAGGACCUGAGGGCCCACGUGGUACUCCUGGUGAGCAUGGACAACCCGGACCUCCUGGACCUCCUGGACCCCCUGGACCUCCCGGAAAGAGCCAUGCGUCUGCAGCAUAUGUUGUUCCCGCACCAUCAACACACAAGAAGCAUGACACUGGAACUUACUAUAAGGGUAAAGACGGAACCGACGAAACAGAAGCAUCACAGACUGUCACUGAAGAAUCCCCAGCAUUCGACAUUCUCUAUCUCUAUCAACCAGAUGGCUUGAGCAUUAGCAGUCCUGCUCGCUGCCCACAGGACUUGUACUUGACAGACCCAUCAAUUAUUGAUAGUCAAUACUAUAUUGAUCCCAAUCUUGGAUCACAGAAGGAUUCAUUCCGAGUACAAUGUAACUUUGGUGCGAAAACGGCAAACGUGGCUCCAUCAAACAACGUUGGCCAAAUCAGCAGUGGAAUGAGGAUAAAUGGUGGAGAUAGAGAGUUCAAAUUUGAAGCAGACCGGAGACAGCUUAGAUCUUUCCUGCAAACGUGCAGCAAUGGGUGUGCACGACAAAACUUUACCCUCCACUGCCCACAGGCAAUUGAUCUGACGGACAGUGCUAGUAAACUAGUGUUCUACUAUCGACAAUCACAUUGUUCAAGUUACAUGAAAGAAACGAUUUUGGAGGAUACAUGCCACCCAGAACGAUUCAGUGAAAAUGGACAAAUUGUAUUUGAGCUAUUCACUAACGAACACGAGCAAUGUCUUCCGUACGUCGACGUCCGUUUGAAAUCGAGUGCAAUGCCAGAAGUGAACUUCGAAUAUACUGUUGGGGACCUGCAGGUGUGCUUGUAGGCUGUCAGCUCAGUUGAUCGAACUCAUCCAUAUCAGAGGGGAAAUUAAGUGACAUCUUGUCUACGGGGCACUCUUGUACUGCUCGUUUUCUACUACUUUAGGUCGCAUUUUCCGUCAUUUGUGAAAUUAAGUAAAGCAUUUGUCCUGUGUCCCACGUUUUUGCUUGGUUCCAUGUCGGUCGGGCUAGGGUUUUGAGGCUCGUGCCUGUUUUCGACCAGAACUGCUAUUUAGUGUAUGCACCUAGUGGAACUGUUCAUACCCCGUCAUGUUUAUUGUGUGGCAAGUAUCACGUUGUAUAGAACUUGCUCAAUGUUGUGAGAAUGUGCGCAAGAAAAUGGUGUCUGGGUAUGGCAGGCCGUGUGCUGGA
Messenger RNA from Corticium candelabrum, 4540 nucleotides. RefSeq names its product collagen alpha-1(I) chain-like. The transcript is spliced from 46 exons. Gene Ontology annotation, molecular function: extracellular matrix structural constituent. Bases 178 to 4173 code for a protein of 1331 amino acids. The record is from RefSeq and is a predicted model, not a curated record. Gene Ontology annotation, cellular component: extracellular matrix. Lineage: Eukaryota; Metazoa; Porifera; Homoscleromorpha; Homosclerophorida; Plakinidae.